Messenger RNA from Ceratina calcarata, 4012 nucleotides. RefSeq names its product ankyrin repeat domain-containing protein 33B. The transcript is spliced from 9 exons. Bases 1793 to 3478 code for a protein of 561 amino acids. NCBI's taxonomy places the organism in Eukaryota, Metazoa, Arthropoda, Insecta, Hymenoptera, Apidae. Gene Ontology annotation, molecular function: protein binding. The record is from RefSeq and is a predicted model, not a curated record.
CUGGCCUAAAUUCGCGGCUGCGCGGAUCAGAGAGCGUGCGAUGCGAUGGUCUCGUGAUGGUCUCAGGGGCGAUGAGGGUGCGAAUUAAACUUGGGCACAGUAUCCAAUCAACCCUUACUAGUGUAGCUAGUUUUGAAAAGUUGCUCGAUGGAACUAACGGCGCCGCGAAUCGUCGCACUCGCGCGCAGUCGGCGGUUCUUAUUCAGUGAACUUUUUUCUGGAAGGUUUACGAACAUCGUUUGCCAAGUUUAAUAGAAAAACAGUGUCCGAUUUCCGACAAGCGAGACGGUUGUAGAAAUGAACGUGGGUGGGUGAGUAAUUUCAAACACGGUUUAUCAAUAGAAUUUCACGUGAAAUAAAACGACUACACGUCGUUAUCAUGUUCCCUCUGUGCUCGCCAUCAAAUUCUCGAUCUAUUUAUGAACAUCGGUCCGAACUGAAUUUUUAAUAGAAUUUCCCUAUUAAAAGCGGUCGAACCCGUGGUCGUUAAAUGCUCGUGGCUCGUUUAUUUGCGGCGCUUCGUUAGAUACCCGCUAACGAAUCACGGCCACGCCGUUAGGCGACAAAUUUACGAAUCCCAGAAAUUCGACCUGAGUUAAAAUUAAACCGAUCCGCGUAGAAAAGAAAACUGGCCGCACGUCGACAAGAACGACUUUUUUUUUCCUCAAGGCAGUCGUUAUCGUUUUUGAUAUGUGUCAAUGACACGGUACCGCGCGUGAUUAUCAACGGUGCGAUUAUUAUUCCUGGUGUCCGUCGCGCCCGUGCCAUUGACAUUGCCAGCCUUCGCCAGGUUCUCUUAUGAAUUUUCAUUAAUCAUCGUUCGAUUUAUUGGUAACACUUAUAAUCUAUUAGCAAUUUUCAUUGAUCGACGCGCCUCAAAAAUUAUUACUCCAACUUUUAUCACUUUAUAACAUUUAUAAUUACUAUUGUACUAUAAAGUUACACGUAUGAAUAAUAUCGACUGAGGUCGAGUUAGCUAGUAAGAAAUUUCUCGACGUUUAGUCAUCAGAUUUGCUCGAGGAUUAAAUUGCACCGUCGCUAAUGGUGUUUUUAUUUUAAUCAGUUUUCUUAUCGCGCUCGGACGUUACCCCGUGCAUUGAAACAGCUGGUUCGUUAACAUACGACCCAGAUCCAUCCACCGCAAAUAUUUUCUCACAUCCUACAGAGUGUUGUUUAAAAAAGAAACGAUCGACGCGGUUGCGACCUGCUACGGUUCCGUUGGAAUAAUCAUUCGCCGUGUCUCGAAGAUGGCAAUCAUUUUGUAAGAUCGAUAAGGCUUCUAGCAUGGCGUAAUCGAUAGAUUCUCGUGCAUAAGAGAAUUCAAAAUAUUGGACGGCCGCCAGACGAUGGUGACGUUGACGACGAUAAGCCUGUCGGGCAAGUGUAACGACGCCAAAAUAAGCACGGCGCAACGACCAGAGCAAAUACACUAGGACGUGAACCGUCUUUCACAACAGAAUUAACCGGAAUCAACGUUUUCAAUGAAAAAUAUUGAUUUUAUAUUCGACAGCCGCGCAGAGUUUAAUCCUCGAUCUAUAGAUCCUACAAAAUUGCAAGGAACAUCGAUGUGUCUGACUGACGAAUGACGUGACAUCCGCUUCCUUUUAAUCGUCGUGAGAGAGCAUAAUAUUCAUUAUACUUUCUAUUGCCGUUUGCAAAAUGUGCGAACUCUUCAUCACACUCGUUAGAAAAAUUGAAGUAGUUCUCUUAGCUCUGACUCGUCAAAGAACCCUCCGUCAGCUCGUUGGUUGAUGUUACGAUCAUCAUCUUGACGGCGCAUCAUCGAUAAUCUAUGGAGCCUAGGUCGACGAUGACGAAGAGCCGAGGGAAGCUGAACAACGAGAUUUACUCGAACAGGAUUUCCCUGGCCAACGGUGAACGCAACCAGGGAGUAAAGGGCGUCGUGAACAACUACAGCAUCGUCGCAUCUAGGGGAGAACUCACUCGAAAUAACUGCGCGACGCAGAAGAAGAGCAAAACAGUUGGGAACUCCGGUAACGCUCGCGCCAACCAACGGGACCAUUACGUGGAGAAAGAGUUAUCGAGGAGCGUCGCAGGAUCCACCGACUUCAAAUCCCCGAGGCCCAUACGCAAGUCCUUUUCCGUUCCCGAUUGUCUCAGAGAAGAUCAAAAGACGAGCGAGGAGAGUCUGUUAAAAAAAUCUUCCGCGUUCCUGUCGAGUCUCGCCCACCCGAACAAAAUCAGGGAAAGGAAGUUGAACGACGGCUGCACGAGGGGAAUACUUUCCGCGAACGAUUACUGUGCAAGGAGAACCUGUUCGACGCUGAAGGAUUACAUCGCUGCGUUGAGCGGCGAUUUCGAUCCGUUGUUACGACGUUCGCCGAGCGCGCAAACUUUGUCCGUCGAACGGCAAGAGAGGACCGGUGCUCGGGUGAAGAAAUCGGUGUCCUUCAGUUCGGACACGAGUUUCGAGAAACGCGCCUCCUACGGAAGAGCCGCCGUUCACGAGGUCAAGGUCUAUCACAAAGGUGUCCUACAAGAUCGCAGCGAGAUAAAUAUCGCCACAAAAGUGCCGUCGUCGGAAGGAAUUUCGAAGGGCCGAUGGGCCCUUUUGGAAGCGGCGCGAGAUGCGGACGACGCAGCGCUCAACGAGAUCGCGGGCCGGAUUCGAAAGUUCGGGCUCGGGAACGUGGACGUGAACGUGGCCGAUAGCAGCGGCAGGACCGCUAUAAGCUACCUGGCCGGAAGCGGUGCCACGGCGAUGUUGGAGCUAGCCUUGUCGUUCGACGGGGUGGAUCCGAAUAUUCCAGACAACGAGGGCAACACGCCUUUACAUUUUGCCGCGCAAGCCGGACAAACGGAGUGUUUGAAUGUACUCCUCCAAAGGUGUACAGACAUCGAGCUGGACGCAAGGAACGUUUCCGGUUUCACACCGUUGAUGAAGGCUGCCUUACAGGGUCGAACCAAGUGCGCCAAAAUCUUGUUAUUCGCUGGGGCGAACCCAACGUUGAGAGAUCACGGGAGGGGACUGAGGGCUGAGCAGUGGGCUAGGUUUUGCGGGAGGUACGUCUGCGCCGAGGUGAUCGAGAGGUUCGCCAGGCACCGGCUCUUGGAAAGAUCCACUUCCUGUCGGUGGGGCAGCGAACCGGAACUAGCGGCUAAAGUACUCCAAGGAAAGGUGAUGCCGAUUCCGACGAGCCCUCUCGUCCCACCGUCUUCGGGAUUCAAAUCGAAAAUAAAAAAAGUAUUCCGCACGACUUCUGGCCCGGAUAGAAACUUCUCGUUGGUCUCGCAGCUAACCAGCGCAGCCCUCUGCGCGAGUAGUCCAGCCCUACCGAAGUCCAGCGAAGUCCCUCCCGUAGUAAAGAGCCUCUUGCGGCCUCUCAGCGUUCCGCAGCUCAGGGUAACGUUAGUCGCAUCAGGAGACUUGCUUGAAUCUAAAGAGAAGUACGGUACGAAUUUCACGGAGAAGAUUGAAAAUUCUGUGGUAAAAUCACGAUCGAAGAAGAAAAAAUAAAUUGAUGAACGUCGUCCGCCAGUGAACAAUGGCAGGCCGUAUGAAUUUGAGUAAUGCACAGAGAGCUCGGUUUCUAACGAUUUACGUAACUUUCUAAAAGCGUCGUUCUUAAAUACCGUCGAAACACUCUCUUCUUUAAAUAUCGUGGAUGUGCAUUCGUUAAUUCGUAGAAUCGGGAGAAAGAGUUACUGUUUUACAUUAUCUGUUUGGUUUCAACUGAAAGGCGUGCAACACGUUGUAAUCGUAACUCAGAUUGUUUUCCGUGUAAAUGAUGUAGUCGAUCUUGUAAACGCGGAGAACCUAUUUUUAGUUGGCAAAGGUCAGCUGAGCGCAGAAAUAGGAGAAUUCCUCUCUAAACACCAAAGAGUUAACUAGAAACUGAUGAAGUCGUUCAACGCAACGAUCUCAAAAUUAAAUCCCCGAUGGGUUCCUCUACGAGUUUUUAAGUUUACACAUAAUAACAGGUUGGUAGCCACCAAUUUGUGAUUUUGUAAUCAAUUAAUCGAGUUUUAAAUAAACAUCUUGAUACAAAAA